CGGCGGUUCGCACUUUAUGAUCCUCCCCGUCUUCCGUAUUCAGAUUUCCGGUUCCGGUCACUAACUGCCGUUCCCGGGAGGGAGGCGCCAAACUUAAAGUUAUUCUUGUGUCUCGUAUAACAUUAUUUGACAAAACAUUACGAGAAAAACCUUUCAGACAAUCAUGACGGAAAAACUUUUUAACAAGAAACUAGACGUACACAUCAAAUGCGUAGAUUGUGAAGAGAGAUAUGCCACAAUCAGAGUCUCUGUUGAACUUCAGCUAACUGCGAACUCGGUGCACAAAAGAGAUUUGUUGGUAAGGCUGACAGAUGAUUCUGACCCCUGCUUUCUCUACAGCCUUGUAAUAUCUGAGGAGGAUUUUCAAAGUUUAAAAGUACAGCAGAGUCUGAUGUUUGACUUCUCGGCAUUUCCUCAGAAGAUUAUUGAGCUGUUAAACUUGUGUAUUGCUGAAAAAAGAAAAGACUGUCCAUGUUAUAGUUUGCAGUUAAUUUCUCCAUCCCAAGGCUUGGACCACAGCCAUGCUAACUUGAUCUUUGUGCAGAUCAACGAAUACAGACAGUAUCCACUCCUAUCGCUAAAGCUUUUUCAUGGCACAGACCUUGAGAUCAAAAAGUACUUGGCUGAUUGUAUGUCCAACCUGAAGGAGGAGAAGCAACUGCUGGAGCAGAAGCUGAAGAGGACAGAGGAGGAUCUGACUAGACAGCUCAGUUACACUCAGCAGACGCUGGCAGAGAAGAGCCGUGAGCUGGACAAGCUGCGGUCAGAAUGGACCUCCCAGACGAGUGCCUUGUCCAGCCAACAUUCACAGGACCUCACGGCAGAACGAGAAAAGGCUCUGGAGAUACAAACAAAGCUCCAGCAACAGAACGACCAGCUACGCAAGGAGCUGGAGUCCACACACUUGAAGAACAUGCAGCACUUUCAAGGCAGAAUAGCAGAGCUGGAGACCUUCAACAGGGAUUUGACAGAGAAGAAGAUGGAGGCCGACUGCUCCAAUCGGGACCUGAAGGCCAAGCUCGUGGCAUUGGAGGAGGAGUGUCAGAGAGCAAAGCAACAGAUGACAUCUCUGCGCAGGGAGAAAGGUACACUCAACCAGGAAUGCCUUGAGAAGGAACGACAGGUCAACCAGCUACAGACACGUGUGGCUAUUCUCGAGCGAGACGUCAAGGACAAAGAUCAGCUGGUACUCAGCACUAAAGAAGUGCUUGAGGGCACCCAGGAACAGAAGGCCACUGUGGAAGCAAAAGCUGAAAGUAAACAGCUUCAAAUAGAAAAACUGGAGGCCACCGUGAAGUCCCUAUCAGAGGACCUCAACAAGGCAAAUUCGAUCAUCAAGAAGCUUCUAGAGGACAUGAAGGUUCUGGCGGGGAAGAACAAGCUUAAAAACAUUGUUAUUGUGAAACAGGAGAAGGUGGUGGAGGAGACCACGGACCGGCUGCACAAAGAGCAGAAGGAGCUUGAGGACACACGGCAGCAGCUGAAACACCGUGAAGAGGAGGUAUUGAAACUGAAGGAACAGCUCGAAGCCACACUUCAGAAACUGGAUGAAAGCAAAGAGGUGUUAAAGACCAAUGAACAGGUGAUCAACUGGCUGAACAAGCAGCUGAAUGAGAGCCAUCUGACCAGCAAGCCAGAGAGUGUGGGGCUCUUCCAGACUCCUCUCGCUCAGUCGUCAGCAGCAGGCUACAGGCCAGCCAGCUCUGCUCACAACCUCAUGUUCGAAGGCCGACCCUUCCUUCCUGGCCCGGGGCCACUCUAUCCCAUAACCUCCACGCUCAACUCCAAGCCGCCCUGCCCUCUGUCUGGUGGGAGCUCGGAUACCCGGACCAUCUUUCCCCAGCACAGUCAGGGCCCUGGACCCAAGGUCCAGUUUCAUGCAGUGAGCUCUAAAGUAGCCCUGUCUCCUGUGGAGGGGAAGGAAGGAAGUCCCACAGCACAGCUCACACUGGCCUCCAACAAAGAGAAUAGGGAACCUGUGGGCCUGGAGUCCAAGUACUUAGAGAGGCGAGAGGACAGCAUUCCCCUGCGUGGCCUCCUUCCUAAUGCACAAGUCUGCAGAGACGACUUAAAGCCACCUCUGAAAGCCAGCACGCCCCCUGCAAAGCCCGCGCUGCACUUGACUCCCUCAGCUUACUUCCCAGGCUGACCAGCUGGAGACUGGCUCCAGAUCACAGAUGUAACAAUCCCUGCAGCUGUUUGGAGAACAGGAGUCAAUAGCCAUUUGAAACACUAAAGUAUUUCAAAACAUACAUGCAGCAGUUAUGGCAUCAUGAAAAUGAAGUAUUUCUACUAAAGGUGGUCUUAGCCAUUGAGUGCUGGUAUUUGCUGAGGAAUUUACACCUGUAGACCUUUUAAGUCAGACAUGGUUAUUCCUCUACCUCAAUUAAUGUAAAGGAUAAGAUUGUAUUUGUGUAAAUAUGUGUAAAUGUGAUACAGGUUGAAUUGUAUAUGUGUAUUUUUGCAUU
This is a messenger RNA of Scleropages formosus (Asian bonytongue), 2468 nucleotides long. It is a transcript of the gene sass6, whose product is annotated as SAS-6 centriolar assembly protein. The record is from RefSeq and is a predicted model, not a curated record. The coding region runs from base 164 to 2149 and encodes 661 amino acids. Gene Ontology annotation, biological process: spermatogenesis; centriole replication. The transcript is spliced from 17 exons. Gene Ontology annotation, cellular component: centriole; centrosome. Lineage: Eukaryota; Metazoa; Chordata; Actinopteri; Osteoglossiformes; Osteoglossidae.